AUGUGUAGGUCUAAAUCAGCUCAUGCUAUUUGUGAAGAUAAUCAUAAUACAGAGACUGACACUGAAGACAAUGUGGUAUGUUUAGGAACAGUUAACAAAACUGAAAACAACGAAAAUGAAGCUUCUGCAAAGACUGAAAUAGGAAGCACAGGCAAAACUCUCAGGUGUAAACUGGAUACUGGAGCACAGGUAGACUGCAUUCCCACAGAAACAUGCAAAAGUCUACUGUCAUGCGAAGUACCUCUACAAACACUCGUUCUCCCCAAGUUGUCAGGAUAUGGUGGUAAUCAGCUCAAAGUCACAGGUAAAUGCACGGUACCAUGCAGGUACAAAAACAUCACUCAGAAAUUAGAGUUUGUAGUUGUGGAUAGCCCAGCGAAACCCUUCCUAGGUUUCAACGCCUGUAAGCUGUUACACCUGGUGAAAGUGGUUUUGACAAUUGAUCAAUCAAUCACAAAUCAGUUUUUGACUAAAGAAUCAGUGGUCAAGGAGAACAAGGAUAUCUUCACAGAGCUUGGUUGUCUUCCAGGAAAAGCCAAAAUUAGACUUAAAGACAACGCACUACCAGUUGUACACGCACCACGGCGUGUCCCCGUAGCAUUAAGGGAUCGUGUCAAAAAUGAACUAAAAGGUAUGGAGACAAUGGGCGUUAUCAGAGCCAUUGGCGAGCCCACAGAAAAGGUAAGCUCAAUAGGGGCCGUCGUGAAAAAAGACAACACACUGCCGAUAUGUAUCGACCCGAAGGAUUUAAAUGAAAACAUAAUGCGAGAGCACUAUCAACUUCCUACAUUGGAGGACAUAACAAAUAAGCUGGCAGGUGCGAAGUACGUCAGUCGGCUCGACGCAAAAUCCGGGUACUGGCAGAUCCAGCUAGAUGAUAAAAGUAGUAAACUCACAACAUUUAACUUUCCCUUGGCAGGACUUGCCACAGCAACAGCUCCAAUAAGAGGACUCUUAAAAGAAGAUAUUGAGUGGGCAUGGGACGCAAAUUGUGACAAAGCAUUUGAACAGGUGAAAUCCAUCAUCACGCGAACACCAGGACCGGUGUCAGCAUACUAUGACGUCACCAAGGACGUCACCCUCCAAGUAGACGCAUCAAAAUCAGGCCUUGGCGCAGUCAUUCUUCAAGAAGGCAAACCAGUUGCCUAUGCCUCAGGAGCACUUACGCCGACACAGCAAAACUAUGCACAGAUAGAAAAAGAAAUGUUGGCAAUUCAGUUUGGGUGUGAGAAGUUUCAUUCUUAUAUCUAUGGAAAACAAGUGACAGUACACAGUGAUCACAAGCCGCUUGAGAUAAUCAUGCGCAAACCACUGGCUUCAGCACCACCCAGACUACAGCGCAUGAUGCUGCGCUUACAGCUCUACGAUUUGAACGUAGUUUUUCGUCCCGGAAAGGAAAUUCCGAUUGCGGACACACUGUCGAGAAAUUACAAAUCUGGACAUGACGCACAUGAAGAUCCAACCCUGGAAAAGCACGUUCAUGCAGUAUUUGAACGGAUCCCAGUAACUGAUCAAAAACUGGAAAAAAUAAAAUCGGAAACACAGAAGGAUCAAACUCUCAUCAAACUUAAAUCUGUCAUUCAGAGAGGCUGUCCACAGUCUAAACAACAAGUGGACGCUGAUUUGAGAAAAUUCUGGCAUGUGCGAGACGAACUGACUGUUUUGAACGGCAUAGUGUUCAAAAGUGACAAAAUUGUGAUUCCAACAUCAUUGCAUGUCGACAUGCUGCAACGGAUACAUACAGGACAUUUCGGCAUGGAACUUUGCAAACGACGUGCUAGAGAAUUUCUCUACUGGCCGCACAUGUGUUCACAAAUUGAGGACUAUGUGAACAGAUGUAGCACAUGCCUUGAACACAGAUCCUCCCUACCGAAGGAACCGAUGAUGUCACCGCCGAUACCAAACAGGCCAUGGAAAUUGUUAGCCACAGACCUGUUUGAGUGGCACAACCGUAACUAUGUCAUUGUGGCUGAUUAUUAUAGUCACUAUUUUGAGAUCAGCCUGUUACUUAAUAUCACCGCCAACAGUGUCAUCAGUCACAUGAAAUUAAUCUUUGCCCGGCACGGCAUAUGUGAAGAACUGAUAUCUGACAAUGGAAGCCAAUACACAUCUGCACAAUUCAGAUGA
This is a messenger RNA of Liolophura sinensis, 2127 nucleotides long. RefSeq lists its product as uncharacterized. Gene Ontology annotation, molecular function: nucleic acid binding. Gene Ontology annotation, biological process: DNA integration. The record is from RefSeq and is a predicted model, not a curated record. The transcript has 2 exons. Lineage: Eukaryota; Metazoa; Mollusca; Polyplacophora; Chitonida; Chitonidae. Bases 1 to 2127 code for a protein of 708 amino acids.